GCAGAAUUCAACUUGUAAUCCCUACCAGUCUUUUUAUCGUAAUCGUAACGAACACUGCUGAGCAAUGUCUCUGGCACCGAAAUUGAAAUUUUAUAACGGAUGUGAGAUUCCAGUGCUGGGAUUAGGUACAUGGAAGUCGAAGCCUGGGGAAGUUGGUCAAGCCGUUAGAGACGCAAUAGACAUUGGCUAUCGUCACCUGGACUGUGCUCUUGCCUACGGAAACGAGAACGAGGUUGGUGAAGCUGUCAGAGAAAAAAUAUCUGAAGGAGUUGUGAAGCGAGAGGAUCUCUUCAUCACGUCCAAACUGUUCAACAACUACCACAAGUUGGAGUCCGUGGAGAAGGGGAUAAGGAAGACACUGGAUAAUUUGGGAUUGGAGUAUCUCGAUCUCUAUCUCAUCCACUGGCCAGUGGCUCACGAGGACGGAAACGAGUUGUUCCCGAAGAAUUCCGAUGGCUCCAUUAAACUGGCGGAUAUUGACUAUCUGGAGACCUGGAGGGGAAUGGAGAUUAUUCAUGGAAAAGGACUGGCUAGGAACAUUGGCGUCAGCAAUUUCAAUUCCGAACAGAUCAGUAGAUUGUUGGAGAAUUGCAAAAUCAGGCCUCUUAUCAAUCAGGUGGAAUGUCACCCAUACCUGACUCAGCAAAAACUAUCGAAAUUCUGCAAAGAUAAGAAUAUCAUCAUCACAGCCUACUGUCCACUGGGCUCCCCAGACAGGCCCUGGGCGAAGCCGGAGGACCCGAAAUUGCUCGAUGACAAGAAUCUUCUGAAAAUAAGUGAAAAACAUAAAAAAACACCCGCUCAAGUGGUCAUUCGAUACCAGAUCGAUCGGGGACACGUCGUCAUCCCCAAGACAGUGACCAAGUCGAGGCUUCUGGAGAACUUCCAGGUGUUUGAUUUCAAACUGAGCCCUGAGGAUAUUUCCUAUAUUAAUUCUCUGGACGUUAAUGGGAGGCUCUGCACCCUUGCUGAUCGCAAGGCGAGUCCCUACUAUCCAUUCCACAUCGAGUUCUGAGAACCGGAAACGGGAUUGAGAGCCAACGAAGAGACAGUUUUGUUUAUACCACUGGGACCAUUGUACUUUUAUCAAUAACAUUGAGCAUGAAAUGCUCCGAUUACAUAACGGCGAUAAAGUAUCAGAAUGUUUAUAAUUUGUCUCAUGAAUUAUAAACAUUUUCUUCAAUAAUUGAAUGGAAUAAUAAUGAUUAUUUUAUCAUCAAA
This is a messenger RNA of Diachasmimorpha longicaudata, 1221 nucleotides long. RefSeq names its product aldo-keto reductase family 1 member B1-like. Lineage: Eukaryota; Metazoa; Arthropoda; Insecta; Hymenoptera; Braconidae. The record is from RefSeq and is a predicted model, not a curated record. Gene Ontology annotation, molecular function: aldose reductase (NADPH) activity. Gene Ontology annotation, cellular component: cytosol. The transcript is spliced from 5 exons. The coding region runs from base 65 to 1015 and encodes 316 amino acids.